UUUUGUUAUAAAUUGAUAUCUGCAGAUAACAAAGAGAGUCUUCCACAUUUUUCAGCGACUGCGUGUUUGGAUCGGAGCCUCUUCUGCGGCAUAGCAAUGGGACACUCCAACGUUUGGAACUCUCACCCCAAAAACUACGGUCCCGGUUCUCGCGCUUGCCGCGUGUGCGGGAAUCCACAUGGAUUGAUUAGGAAGUAUGGCCUUAUGUGCUGCAGGCAGUGCUUCCGCAGCAAUGCCAAGGAAAUUGGCUUCAUUAAGUAUCGCUAAAAGAGCUGAUGUCUCCACUCAACCAAUUUUAUGUUCUGGCACUAGGAUGUUUUAAGGAAGUUAUGUUUGAAGAAACUUGAGACUUGUUUUUUUGCAUCUAAUUAAUUAUCAGACAUUAUUUGUUGAAUGAAAUAUACUUUUAUAUAAAUGGUUUUGGACUACUAGGUCCUCCA
This is a messenger RNA of Cajanus cajan (pigeon pea), 440 nucleotides long. Its product is annotated as small ribosomal subunit protein uS14z/uS14y/uS14x. Gene Ontology annotation, biological process: cytoplasmic translation. Gene Ontology annotation, molecular function: zinc ion binding; structural constituent of ribosome. The record is from RefSeq and is a predicted model, not a curated record. Lineage: Eukaryota; Viridiplantae; Streptophyta; Magnoliopsida; Fabales; Fabaceae. Gene Ontology annotation, cellular component: ribosome; cytosolic small ribosomal subunit.